Dreissena polymorpha is the source of this 2415-nucleotide messenger RNA. RefSeq lists its product as uncharacterized. The record is from RefSeq and is a predicted model, not a curated record. NCBI's taxonomy places the organism in Eukaryota, Metazoa, Mollusca, Bivalvia, Myida, Dreissenidae. The transcript is spliced from 3 exons. Gene Ontology annotation, biological process: positive regulation of DNA-templated transcription. Bases 372 to 1811 code for a protein of 479 amino acids. Gene Ontology annotation, cellular component: nucleoplasm; chromatin. Gene Ontology annotation, molecular function: zinc ion binding; ubiquitin-protein transferase activity.
GACUUCACAAUCUAUGUAUAGAAUGCCGAUAAGGUGGUUUUAACAUAGGUUAUCGACAAAUGUUCGCUAGUGUUACAGUACGGUUUAAUAAACCCCACGCACAUGUAUGAGUAUUUUAAAAUAUUUUGGACUUUGGACACUCAUUGGCUAAGAUGGCAGAAAAAGGAUCAGAUUUAACAUACGAUGUUUGCUGCAAUGUUUGUUCAGAAGAGAGUGUAAGCAGGGAAGCUUUGUUUUAUUGUCAACAAUGUUCUAAAGGCUUCUGUGACGACUGCAUCGGCUUACAUAAAUAGCUCUAUAAAAGACACGUUACUCAUGGGAGGGAAGAAUCGAAUUUGUGGCCUACUUCAAAAGCGGCUUUUGAGGAUUUAAUGUUUUGCCAACACCAUACCGAUCGCAAGAUAGAGAUGUUUUGUGAAGAUCACAGUAAACUUUGCUGUGCUCUAUGUCACUUUCACGAACACAGACAAUGUGCCAAGCUUGUGCUUAUCAAGGAAAAAUCAACAGAGGAGAUUCUUGAUGAGUUUCAUCAAAUAUCUACAACUAUUGCCGAAUGUGAACAAAACCUUGAAACAGCCAUAGGUGACGCAUAUAAUUGGCUGAAAACAUUGCAAGAUUCAUACGAGGAAGCGAAUGGAGAAAUUAAAGAUUUUCGUACCAAAAUAAAUAAUAUCUUCGACGAACUGGAGAAAAAAACUAUCAAUUCACUGGAUGAUAUGUAUCACACAAUAAAGAAAUCUAUUCAGUUAGAACUAGAAACAUGUUCACGGAUUCAAGACGAGUUCAAACGAUUCAAAGAUGUACAUAAAAUAAAAGAAAACCCAUCGAAUGAACUUGUUUUUGUUGCCUACCAAACAUCGUUAGAUAAUAUCUCUCAAGCGAAAAUUAUUUUGAAAGAAAUGGCUGUUAACGCAAAUCCAACCAUUUCAUUUGAAAAUAAUCCUGAUUUUGAACAAUCACUCAUUCGAUUUUCUUCUAUCGGGAAUUUUAAACGAGAAGUCAAACAGUUGAAGAAAUCAACCAAUGAGCUAAUAAAGUGUAGCAACAAAGUUCUGUACAAUGUACGGGUUCCAUCUGAUAGCCGUAAAUGUGACAUACGAAGUAUUUGUGAAUUACCUAAAAGAGAAAUUCUUAUUUUGGACUACGCAAAUAGUCGAGUAAAAUUGUUAAAUAAGCAGUACAAAGUUGUCUCACACGCAGACUUGCCUGAAAGUCCAUAUGAUAUGUGUAGUAUCAGUCCUUCUGAGGUCGCCAUUACGAUUACUGACGGUCAAAAAGGCACAGUCAAAUUCUUAAGUGUCAACAACGGACAGAUAGUGACUGGUCGAACAUUUAGCUUCGAACAUAAGUGUCAUGGCAUUGCACAUGCGGAAGGUCACUUGUACAUAGCAUCAUGUACUGAAUUGUACCAAUACACAAUGGAUUGUACUCUUGUAAAGAAGAUCUAUGAAGAUUCGUCAGAUAAUUGUUCUGUCUUCAAGUGCGCUAUCAGUCCCGAUGGAACUCAUCUAUAUGUAACUGACAGAAGUCGACACAAGCUCCUGACAUUGUCCAAGGAUGGCACUCUCAAAUCAAAAUUGCUUGAUUCUGCACAUCGACGUCCUGGAGGUUUACACGUGUCUGAAACAGGCCAGUUGCUAGCGUGUUGGAGUGAGGCAGUAGUCCAAGUGGAUGGUGAGGGACGGAUGGUAACGUUGGCUUCAAAGGAGGGCGGUCUUAACUGCACAGAGUCUGUAUAUUACAAUGCACGUACUGGCAAAGUGGUUGUUGGACAUACUAGUGACAGCAUCCUGGUUAUUACUACCAUUUGAAAAACACGUAAUGUGCAUUAGCUAUUUUUAGUUUUGCAAUAUAUUUGAAGAUCCUAAGGGGAGACGUGAACAUAUUAUUUUGCAUCUGAGCUUAAACACAACAGACACCAUGACAUUUAUUUAUACGGCUAUUCUAGACAGACAACUAUCCUUAACACAAACACAACACAUAUCAAAGUGGUCAGCUAUUCAAAAGUUAUAACAAAUGUGGUGUUGUUGUUGAUUUUUAACCAUCAGGAGUGGCAUGUAAUUGGCAUUCACAUUACUUACAAGGUUCAAUGUUUUAAUGUCUGUCUCUGAAUACCUCCAUCACGUCUUUCGUCCAUCUGUCUGUUUGUCUGUCCGGAAAACUGAAAUGACAAGGAAAGUAUUAACCAUACACUUAAAGGUUUUUGAAGAUAUCAAGCCAAAACUCUUUUUUAGUCCUAUGUAUAUUUUCUCGGCAUACACUAUAUCAAUUACAAAACGUGUUUUAAGUAAAUUAUGGAUUAAACAAAUAAUAACUAUUUCCAUCGCCAGCCUAUUAUCCUUUAAACCACGCCCAUUUCAUGUAUGUUUUUAACGAAUCAAACACCCAGCAUGAUAUGCCCACCAUCAUUAUAUU